ACACUGAUGUCCAUUACCCUCCUAGGAACCCUUUGAAGGCCACCACAGGCAGAGCCCCCUCUGCAAGGCAACAGUCCAAGUCUAACUCUCAAUUACCAUACCCAUAGCCAUCCUCAGUGGUUCUGGCCCUGGCCAAAGGAUCAGCAAGAAUGUGAAGGAGGCCUGGGUGGUGGUAAGGGGUUGGCUGCGGGUCAGAGGGUGAAUCACCUGAGACUAUUUGCAAGUUCCCUUUGUGAGAAUCUUUGGGGGAGUUGUGUGGGCGCCUUGCCUGUCUCCUUCCCACUUCCUCCCACCUCACUCUGUCCUCAUCUCCUCCCAUUUUUGCAGGGGCAUGUUGUAGCUGCUUUAGCUCGUGAUCCAAACACCACCUCCUUUGCCCUCUUCCCUGCUCAGGGAUGUCCCAAAUGGCCUGGUGCUGAAAUGAGAUUUGGGGGCUGGCUUGAAGCAGUGGAAGGGGCUUUCUGGAAACUCCUUUGUCCACUCAGGCAGCAGAUGCUCACUUAGACACCCACCUUUCACUGGCCACUGACUCCUGUGGGCCUAAGAGCAUGUCUCCCAGGUCCCUUUAGAUCGCUGGCAGAUGUAAAGAACCCAGACGAUUUGGCCUGUCUUAGGCUUUGGUGGGUAUAUUGCAGGCAUGAGCAGGAUGUGCUGUGGGGAAGCACUCAGGUCAUCUGUAGGACAGAGUGUGUCCCAUUGGGUGAUUCUGCAGUUCCAAGAGGUGGAGGCCAUAGUUCUUUAGAUGGCAUGGGAUGCAGAGUGAGGAGUGAGCACAGGAUGCCAUACAGAGGCUUGAGUCCCUGGUUUAGGUGGACCAGAUUCCCUUCCCGGCGGAGAGAGGGUGUGUGGGGGGGACCAAGGACUUUAAGACCCAGUGACACCUGUCAGCCUGGGCAGGCACUGCAGGGUGUGGGGUGUGUGAGAGAGAGGCAGCAGCUUCUUCCCUGUCCCAUCUUCCCCUUUCUUGUCCCCCACCUCUUUGGUCCCUGUCCCCCUCCAAAGGCUACCUGUCUCCUGCUCCAUCGCUGUGGCUCUUGCCCUCUAUAUAGCAUACAGCUAAGUUGGGGUGGACUUGGGGUGAACUCGCAGCCAGGUGAAGCUUGAAGGAAGAGUUGUGGUCAGCAAGAUCCCGAUGUGGGGGGAGCACACUCCGGACAGAAGAUACCACAGUGCAAAGACCCUGAGAGGCAAAGGGCUCCUUGGAGGGCACAUCAGAGGCGGGAGCCAAGACUUAAAGGUGCUGUUGAGAUGUCAGGGUUCUGUGGAGGCCAGGGCCGGCUUCAUCCAGAGGAAAAGGACAAGCAGGAGCAUACCCCAAGCUGGGGAGGGACUCCUGGUCCACCUCGCAGCACGGGUUAAUGGGGCAGAUUCUGGCUUCAGGAAGCCACGUGGAAGGAGGUGGCCACAGCAGUUUAGCCGAGGGGGAGGCUCAGACGCAGGAGAGCCCAGGGCACCUGGGCGAAGCUGAUAAGCGUCUGCUGCUCCGAGUGCGGAGCAGCGUCAGGAUGAAGGGUAGGACACGAGGAAAGAGAAAACGGAGGGGUGGAACCCUGUUCAGGCACAUCCUGUGCGCGUGGCCGUCUUGUGGUCUUGUGGGCGCGGCCCAGCCGGCAGGUGCAUGGGGUUCUCUCGCCUUCCCUUUCACCUGGAUUUCCUCCUCUCUUUCGCACAUCCGCCCUCUCCACCUGCCUUCUUUCCGGCGCUAUUCGCGUGAGGCCUACACACCGUACAGUCCACCGCCCCAGCUACACUUCUGGUAACAGGACGUGCACGGAGCGUGCCGUACCACCGUUCCGGUCAACCGCGUCUAUCCGCUUGCCAGCUCAUUUCAGGCAGCCAGUGGCUUGUUCUCUGCAUGUAAACUCGCCUUCUCUGGGCACUCUAUAUGCACAGGCCCAUUCGAUGUGGCCUCUCGCACGUGGCCUUCUACACUCAGGGAGGUCACUCUGGCUUCCCCCACGUUGUCGCCACACAGGGUGGUCAUGUCCAUGGCUGAAUAGGUUUCCUAACUGCAGGUGCUGCGUCCUUCUCCACUCACCAGUGUGGACUCUGCCAUUGUCAUGUGGCUGCUGAGAACUCCUGCGUGUGUACUUGAAGGACGCUCGUGGCCUGCCAGGACUGGCACUGGGCUGUGCGGAAAACUUGUGUUUAAGUUCGAAGGAGAAAGCUACUCUGCUUCCUAAAGUGUCGACUUUUCCUUACACCUGUCUCUUAGUGGCGGGAGAGGGAGGCUGAAGGUAGGGACAGUGAGGACUGGGGCUGGACAUAGGCUGGGGAAGGGCCGAGAGGCCGGGGACAGAGGGACUUUCGCUUCUAAAGGCUCGCUUUCCCAAGAGACAUUGGGCUACGUUGUCCGCGGAGCCCCCACCGCGUUUGCAGCGAUAAGCCAGCCGCAGGGGCCGGUGGCGCUGCGGGAUCUCUGCGCCUCCUGGCGGCCUGGCCCAGGAGGCUUCAAGGAACUGCACCAGCCACAGCUGCGUAGGCAGAGGGCCUGGGUCCUCAGAGGUUCCCAUGGGCGCCUCCGGCUCAUGCGCACGCUCCAGCCUCGCGCAGGCGGUGCCCGCCCGCAGUUGCUUGGUAGCCAGCGGCGCGAGGCGUUGAUUGGCCGGCUCCGGACGAGGCGGGAGAAGAUUGGGCCUGCGAGCGCCAACUCCAUGGAGUCAACAACACGGAAGGCCCCACGCUCCGAAGCCCGGAAGUGGCUCCGAAGCCCGGAAGUGGCUCCGCAUCGAGUAGCACAGACCGCAAUUAAACUCUAAGGUCACCGCUCAUUGGGUCAGGGCCGUGGAGGCGGGUCCCCACCGACGCUGUGAUUGAUCGCUGGUCCCGGCCGGCUGCGGCGGGUGAUCCGAGGCUCCUGGUGCAGGCUGUACAUGGGGAGGCGCCGGCGCCGGGUGGACGGGGCGGCCGGGGCCCUGCCCGAGGCCAUCGCCGCGCUAAGUCGGUCGCUGCCCGCUGGGCCCAGCCCGGAGAUCUUCCGCCGCGCCAAGUUCGACCGUCCGGAAGCGGCCCCCGCGCUCUGGCAGCUCCUCUUUCGCUUGCUCUCGCCGCUCGCGGCAGACAACACCUCGGUCCCGCCCGCCCCGGAGACCCAAGCCCGCUUCGUGAAGUCAGUGCUGCGCUCCCAGGGCUACCCGAGGUCUGCGCUGUCGCAGCUCCCUGAGGACAACUCACAGGGCAGCCGGGAGCUGCUGCUAGCCCUGUCCUGGCUCCUGGCCCGAGGGCCCCUUCUUGAGCGGCUGCUUGCCCAGACCCGUGUGCAUCUUGGUGACCAUAUGCCCCAGUGGGAGGCCCCAGCUAGCCCUGGCCUACCUACAUCCCAUGUGGAAGCAGAGGGCCCUGUGGACCUCCGCCAAGUGCAGUGGCUGAUGGGAAAACUGCGGUUCCGGUGGCGACGCCUGGUCUCCAGUCAGCAGGAGCAGUGCACCCUGCUGAGCAAGAUUCACUUGUACACCCGUGGAUGUCAUAGUGACCAGAGCCUCCGCCAUCUGUCUGUAGCUGAAACAGAGAUGCUCAGGGACCCAGAGGGCGGCCAUCAGCUACUGCAGGCACUGCAGCAUGAGAAUGCGCGCCUGGAGGCGGCUCUAGAGUGGCGGCGCCUGGAACUGGUCUUCUGGAAGUGGAUGGACACAGUUCUGGGUGCCUGCCCUCCAGAGGGCCCCAAUGGGGCCUCGCAGCCCACCUUUCUGCCCUCGAUCCCUGGGCCCAGGCUUGGCGAGUUAGAGCUGGUAGCUCAGGAGCUACAAGCCCUGCAGGAGGAGCUUCAGAAGGUGGUGGAGACCCGAUGGGUGACCUGGGAGGCCCAGGCUGGAGGCCUAGGCCGGGGACCAGAGUGGAGCACCACACGGAGGGCCUUGCAGGAGGCUGUGGAGCAGGAGCUGGUGGCCCUGCGGGAGUCCUGGGAACAAUCUAGGGACCCUGCUCAGCCCCGAGGGCCCUACCGACUGGUAAGAAGUGAGGACAAGGAUGGGAAACCAGGGGCCCAGGGCCUGCGAGCAGCUGAGGUGAUCAAGGUGCUGAGGACCCAGGAAUCCUGUCUGGAGACAACACUGCGCCAACUACAGGAACAGUGUCGGCAAGAGCUGGCCAGGCUGGCAGGAGCCCUGCCUGGCCUAAUUUGGAUCCUGCCACCCAGACGCUGAGGGCUCGUGGACGUGCCCACUUGGGUGGAGAGCCUGACUGAGGCUCAGAGGAGCAGAUCUUGGGGCCGACCUGGGUGCAGAGGUCCAGGCCACAUACUCAUUCCUGGGUUGGGCUAUUCUGACUAUGGUCAGAAUCGAGGCCUUUGGCCUGCAGUGGGGCAAGCAUGUUCUGGUCAUCCUGAGGAGGUCCUGGGCAUUCAGGGUAUGGAGGGCACCUAGAAAUACAUGGUGGAGCCCUCCCUGUGGGGACCAGGCCCUCCUCCGCUGCCCUUUCAGAUCUCUUUGUCUGGGGAUGGGGAGAGCUCAGGUUGAGAGGAGGAAGCCCCUGGGCAGUGGUAGCAUGGGCUUGGCAGGUGUUGGAGAGAUGUGCAUGGUCUGUGGCACAGGGUGAGUUUGGACCUGGGAGGUGGCUGUGGCCCACGUGUCCCCUGACAGAACUGUGCUGGCCUACUCCCUGCACCCUGUCCCUGGGCUCCCACUAUGCACUAGCUACAGCCUGAGCAGCCCCCUUCUGUACUGGACUUUGGAUGUGCCUGCUGUGUGAAGUGGGGGCCGGAAGGGAACCCUGGGGGCUUUGCUGUUUUCUGGGGGUGGUGCCUAGGGGUGAGAAGGACAGAGAGCCUUUGUUCUGGAGGCUGCUGGGCGAGUUCAACCCUCACAAAGCCGCCUGUGUUCAGGAUGUGCCCACAGUGGGUUGGAAUGGCCCUCUCCCAUCCCAUUCUCCCCCAGCCAGCACACUCAAGCAGGCCCUGCGGCCUCCAGCCCUGUCUUCCCCUCCAUCCCCAAGCUCCAAACCUUGACCUGACAAUGGGCAGGUGGUAGGCCUACUAGGUGACCUCUGGCUUCCUGCCAUCCUGGGCCUGGGGCUAGAAAUGACCUCAGUACCCUGGGCCCUCUGCCAGAACAUUCUUCCAUGGAGUUUUACUGCAUACUUGGGAUGUGUGCUGGAUUGACAGCCUGUACCUGGAGCACAGCUCUGGUCCAGGCCUUGUCUGUGUCUGGGCUGGGUGCCAUGCGCCCUUGUGCUCUGCCUGGCUGUUUCUAGCACAUUGUUGCAUAGGGCAGUGUCCAGCACGCCCUCCCUGACCCUCAUGGAUGUGGUCCUCUGAGAGUCACUGGGGUUACCUGUGUGCCACUGGGCCUUUUUGCACUCCCUUACCUGGAGCCCCUCCUCCCACCCACAGCCCCCCCCUCUAAGCUCCUCUUCCUGCUUCUGCCUGUGGGUUCAAGCUCUGGUCCAGUGCUCUCGGGACCUUGACCCUCCUGAAGUCACCUCUGGGCAUCUGCAGCCAUUCCCCCCAGUGUGCCCUCAGCCUCCUCUUGACCACCAUACAGGACUUGGGUUAUCAGCUAGUCCACUAAAGCUUCCUGCUUUCUAAAACCACCCUGACCUAGACUCCUACUGGCCUUUGGGAGCUUCACUUUCAAAAACGCAGAUGCAGGGCUGGGGUCAUGAUUCAAGUGGUAGAAUACCUGCCUUAGCCUGCAAGCUUGAGGCCCUCUGUUCAAACCCGAGUUCUGCCAAAAACCCAGAAGCAGACCCAAUGUUAUGGGGCUGACACUUCUCUCAGUUGCUUUGCAAAUUCAGUACUGUGCCUCUUAGCAUCCUGUGUGUGUCUGUGUGUGCAUGCGUGUGUCUGUGGGACUCAGGAUAUCAAGGGUGGGUUGGGGCCCUAAGACCAUGUGAAGGAUAGAGCCCAUGGGGGGCUUGCCCAUGGAACUUAAGAUUUACUUAAGCUGUUGUGAUGGACAGGGACCUCUGGUGUCCAGCUCCAGCUGUUUCACACUUAGUAGGUUGCAGUAGCCCAAUUUAUGACCUCACCAUCCUGGUGUGAGCUCCCACACAGCCACACAGGGUUACAAUCAAGUGUCAAGGCUACAACUUCCUCAGGGUACCCUCCAGAGAGGCCCUGGGGCAGAAUCCCUAACAACUCCAUGGGUUGUUGACCUAGACUGCUCCUGGGUCCUUUCCUAUAGCCUAACAUCUCAGAGCAGGCAUCACAGGCUGCCUGACACUCUCCUGCCCCUUCUCUGACUUUGAAAGAAGCCUGUGUGAUCGCAUUGUCCCCAGCAUCUCCAGAUAACCUUAAUCCCUGAAACCAGGGCUGGAACAGGCCUACUCUCCGACCCAUGGGCACAGUUGGGGCCCUGUGCCCUGAACCAGCGAGGAUGUACAGUUAGCCCUUGGGUUCCCACAAAGGCGCAAAGACAGGCACACCCCAGAGGGAUAGAGGACACUGGGGUGGCUUCCUAAGACCAAAGUUCUAAAUCUUGGUAAUUUCAUCUGCAUCAAAACUAGAAACUUCUGCUUAUUAACAGGCAACACAGCUGAGACUGUAGCUCUGUGAGCACUUGCCUACCACAUGUGAGGCCCUGGGUUCCAUCCCUAGCACCUCUGGGGUUGGAGGCCAGAGGUGAGGAGGGUGUAGGAAAGACCAUAAAAUAAAAAGAAGCCCAGUGUUGGUGGCUCACAUCUGUCAGGACUAUCAGUCACAACAGGACAGGAGGAACUGGGUAGUCUCAAUAAGUGAGUCACAAUCUUCACCUUCAUUGUAAAUGGCUAAUGGAGUCAGCACACAAGGCAUCUGUCAUACGUGCUGGUUAGGCAUGUUGAGACACUGCCCAGUGCCCAGAAGGUUGGCUUUGUCAUGGCAGGUAGAUUGGAAGAACCACUUUGGAAAGACAUGUGUCCUGCAAAUGAGAGUCCCUUAGUGCUACCAUAGAGAAUCAGGCUUAGGCGCAUGGAGGCCUGGCAUGGUUAGUCCAGUAGCAGCGUUUGUGGCUUUAGGAAGGAGCCAGAAAUGGCCAUGGUGUGUGACCAAAAAAGAAGGGCUUUAUGGUUAUGAGAAACAAAGGAUGCUGUGAUCCUGAGUAAAAAAGUUCAGGAUCUUCAAGAACAACAACAACAACAACAAAAAGCCCAUAUCUCCGAGUAUGACAUAUAAUAAGGCCAUUAAAAAAUAAUAGCCAGGCACCUGUGGCUCACACCUGUAAUCCUAGCUACUCAGGAGGUUGAGAUCAGGAGGACUGAGGUUUGAAAGCAGC
Messenger RNA from Castor canadensis (American beaver), 7187 nucleotides. It is a transcript of the gene Tedc1, whose product is annotated as tubulin epsilon and delta complex 1. NCBI's taxonomy places the organism in Eukaryota, Metazoa, Chordata, Mammalia, Rodentia, Castoridae. The record is from RefSeq and is a predicted model, not a curated record.